AUGCAACCAGAAACUCCAGGCGAGGCAAUGGCGACGCACAUUUCACGUGCCUUCUACUUGUCGGCCACGACGAGCUCUCCGACUCCCUUCUUGUACCAAACCCGGACCCUUGCGCCUAUAUCGUUGUCCCUGCAAAGAACGUUCGCUGCCCGUGUACGCCAAUAUUCAGCAGAGAACCGAGCAUCUUAUGAGUACAGGAGACGAGGCCAAAGUCCUUCGCAUGAAGAUUCUGAUGGAUCUGUACACGAAACCUUAUCACAUCAAUCUGGCUCCGAAUCAAGGGCUAGCAGUUCACAACCACGUCGAAGUUACUUACGACGACGUUCUGCGUCAUUGACAUCCAAGGCCCGGAAUCAGGCGCGGAGCUCAUCGCUGAAUUCGAAGAAAAGCUCGACCACGGUGACUGGUUCUGAGAGAAAGGCAUUUGGAGAGUUACUUGGGCAACUUGGCGUGGGCCGAGAUCAGGCUGCAGAUUCGGGGAGCGCAGCAGAAUCACAACAUGGUUCCGGGGAAAGUCAAGAGCGAAUCCAAGAGCUCAUGGUCAAGUUCGGUUCGAUCUUGAAGGAUAUUCAAGAGAAAGAGAAGCCGUCUACAAGAGCCGAGAGGGAAAAGCAGAGGACAGCGGGCUCCGAUCAUGACCUGCCCCUCGCUGAUCGAAUCUCCGAAUACCCAGAGGGUGAUGGGGAGUCCUUGGAUCACCUAGGUGGACCUCCAAAGCUUCGUCUCAGUGAUCUCGGCUACAGCGAGCCAGCAUCGGCGACCAUGAUGGAGCCUGGGAUCACCAUCCAGGAGGCGGUUGAGAUUGUGGUGAAGAAAGAGUCGCAGAAGAUUGAGUUUGCGCUCUUCCAAGCCAUUGAGGAAGGCAAAGGGGAUACGGGCUUGUGGGAGGUGUGCAAAAAGCGCAUCUUCUCUGUAUUGCAACAUCUGGAUGAGGGCGCGGAACUCACUGUGCCAGGAGAUGACAAGGCAGCAGAGGUUGCCGAUCCGGUGCACGCCUCAUCGGGGCCAUUGAGAAUUCCAGCCGUUGUGCCAAUCGGCCAGGUUGUUACGGAGCUCUACCCCCGGACUCUCCUGAUUGCUUUCCGUCUGUUGAAUACGCAUUUUCCAGAGUCACCACUCAUUGGUCAGUUCCGGUCGACUAUCAAAGAACAAGGCCGUGCAUCUGCACUUUUGGGCUCGUCCGUUGCUCUUUACGAUGAGAUGAUCCAUUUCUACUGGCACGGUUGCAAUGACCUGCCCGCUGUGGUCUCCUUCCUCCAUGACAUGGAUGUGACAGGGCUCGAGCCCAGUUUCAGAACUCGCAGGUUGCUGAAGGAUAUUGUUCGCCAGCGCAAGCGAGACCUCGGUGAAGACGGGCCCGCCACGCAUGGCCAGGAGUCUUUCUGGAAAUUCCCUCCCAAUCAGGCGGCUUAUGAGGAGCUUGCUGGACGGGGUGGAUGGCUUGAAAAGCUCCGAUCUCGCGCUCGGGAGUCGCAAGAUCAGCGCAAACUUCGACCUGGCAAUGUACAGACAGCUUGA
Molecule: messenger RNA, 1518 nt
Organism: Penicillium oxalicum
Lineage: Eukaryota; Fungi; Ascomycota; Eurotiomycetes; Eurotiales; Aspergillaceae
Exons: 1
Coding region: 1-1518 (505 amino acids)
Cellular component (GO): mitochondrion
Source: RefSeq, a predicted model, not a curated record